Aspergillus piperis CBS 112811 is the source of this 1780-nucleotide messenger RNA. RefSeq names its product MFS transporter. The transcript is spliced from 4 exons. The record is from RefSeq and is a predicted model, not a curated record. Bases 164 to 1639 code for a protein of 491 amino acids. NCBI's taxonomy places the organism in Eukaryota, Fungi, Ascomycota, Eurotiomycetes, Eurotiales, Aspergillaceae. Gene Ontology annotation, molecular function: transmembrane transporter activity. Gene Ontology annotation, biological process: transmembrane transport.
GAUUUAAUUGAAUGCUAAAUAUUGAAAUAUCACUGGAACAGAGAUCCCUUGCUCACGCUAACUUGUUCGAUCAACGUUCAUUUCCGUCUUCAUUUAGCCAGCUCCCUGUCGGAUGUUUUUCAGGUUUUAGACGGAGAGCCGAGCGCGCAAGGAAUAGAUAAAAAUGGGUCAAGAUGAAGAAAUUGUCAAGCAAGAAGAGUGUGCGAGUGAUAGCGUUGCCGAUGAUAAACUUGUCACCUGGGACGGGCCUGAUGACCCAGAGAACCCGAAGAAUUGGUCUACUCGUCGGAAGUGGCUAGCAGUGAUCUCAAUCUCUGGCUUCGUUCUGAUGAGUCCGCUUCCAACUACUAUUGUCUCUCCGGCGAUAGACACCAUUGCUGAAGAACUCAAUGUCACAGUGACGGUUCAGAAGCCUAUGGUUAUGUCCAUCUUUCUCCUUGGCUAUGCCAUUGGGCCCAUGUUCAUUAGUCCCUUGUCUGAGAUAUGGGGACGGACACGGGUACUGCAGUCAUUCAACUUUGUGUUUCUGGUCUUCAAUACUGCGUGCGGUGUGGCAAGGAGUAUUGAGCAAUUACUUGCCUUUCGGUUCUUUGCUGGACUGUUUGGGAGUUGUACUGUUGGUAUCGGAGCUGGAACUCUCGGAGAUCUGUUUCAAGCCAAAGAUCGCGGUAAGGCCAUGGCAAUCUACAGCAUAUUCCCUCUUAUGGGACAAGUCUUGGGCCCUAUUGCCGGGGGCUUUUUGACAGAGCGCACGUCAUGGCGUUGGGCGUUCUACGCAACGUCCAUCAUAGACGGCUGCGUGCAGCUCUUCGGCCUUCUCUUCCUCGACGAGUCAUACACGCCCGUUCUUCUCCGCAGGAAAAGAGACCGCCUGAUGAAAGAAGGAGCCACCGGCCUUUACACAGAACAUGACUUCCCAAGCGACUCUAAGCUUGAACUGAUGCGGACAAUCAUGAUCCGCCCAAUCAAGCUUCUCUCAACGCAACCAAUAGUGCAAGUCAUGGCACUGUAUCAAGGCUAUCUCUACGGUAACAUCUACAUUCUCUAUUCCUCCAUCGCAGUCCUCUGGACAACCCGCUACCACGAGAAGCUAGACAUAGCAUCACUCCACUACCUCGCACUGGGCCUAGGAACAGCCUUCGCAGCGGAAGUAGCAACCCACAUCAACGACCGCAUAUUCCGAAUUUUAACUAAGCGGAACGGCGGCAAAGGUCUGCCUGAGUUUCGCAUACCUAUCAUGAUACCAGCCACCGUUGUCCUGUCUAUCGGGCUGUUCUGGUACGGGUGGAGUGCGGAAGCUCGUAUAUUCUGGCUGAUGCCGGAUAUUGGCAUUGCGCUGUUUGCGGCUGCUGCGUACAUCUGCACGGUCUCGAAUAAUAUUUAUGUCGUGGAUACGUAUGGGCGAUACUCUGCUAGUGCUCUUGCUGCGACGUCGAUGCUCCGGUGUCUGGCAGGAUUUGUGUUUCCGUUGUUUUCUCCAUAUGCAUAUGAACGGAUAGGGUAUGGCUGGACCUCAAGCAUACUGGGUAUCAUUGCACUGUGCAUUGGUCUGACUGGCGUUAUAUUCAUUUGGAAGUUUGGGCAUGUAUUGAGGAAGAAGAGCCCUUAUUGUGCUAGUCGUGAUGUUGAUGAUUGUUGACAGUCGACGAACCCAGUUCUAUUGAUUCUACCCUAAUAGAUUGGAGUCAAUGGGAUAGCCUUCUAGAGUAGUUUCAGCAGUGGUCUAUUAAAAAAGCAUUCUAGUCAGACGUUAUAGAAUGGAGAUCUCGCUUGCAGCUCC